AUGCCUCCGAUGUCAGAUUCACAAUCCUUGCCACAUGACUCUCAACAUAAUCUCUCUAAUUUGGAAACUCUUAUUCUGGUUUCAGAGUUCAGCUCUCUUCCAUUUCCAGACAUUUUCUACAAUCUUCGAAAAUUGAAAUAUUUGGAUAUACGGUGUCGUCGUUAUGGUGGUUUCCUGCCCAUCGAAAAUAUUGAUAAUUCGUCCAUUCUACAUGAGUUGGAGAUGAAGCAUCUUUCAAAGGCUAAUCAGAAUUUUCCAAGCAUCCUUAAGUUGGAAUGCCAAUUUCUCCUUGAUAAUAACAAUCACAUGAUUGUGGUUGAUGCCUCUUUCAGCAAAUUGGAAUCACUUGAUGUGUCAGCUCCCUGUACGUGUGAGUGUGACUUCAGUUUGUCUGCUAGUCUGAAAAACUUAAAGUCGUGGAAUUUGAUAUUGUUGAAGAGGACUGUUUCAGCCCUUGGUAAACUACCAAACCUUCAGAUCCUCAAGUUAGUUGAAGUCGGAUUCGAAGGGAAAACAUGGGAAAUGGAUGAAGGGGAGUUCUCCAAUCUUAAAAUAUUGAAAUUACGUUCAAUAUGGAACCUUGUCUGGUGGAGAGGUUGCGACGAUGAUCAAUUUCAAUGUUUGGAGAAGCUGGUACUCGUCGAUUAUCAUGUCUUGAGAGAGUUGCCUUCUUGUCUAUUCAACAAUUCAACACUUGAAGUGAUUCAUAUUUUUUCUUGCUCUGAAAUUGUAAAGGAGACGAUGUUGAAGUCUCUUUCAUCUGUAUAUUUGGAAAGACUGAGAUUGAUAGGUUUUGAGUUGUCUCACAAGAAUAUUGCAGACAUUGGAAUGUUGCCAAACCUGGAAAUGCUCGAACUUAUCAACAUGUCCUUUGAGGGUAACACAUGGGAACUGCAAGAAGGGGAAUUCAGCAGACUUAAAAUCUUGAAGGUGAUGUCUAGCGACCUUGUCAGCUGGAGAUCACCUAGCGACAGUGAUGAUCCGUUUGGCUCUCUUGAGAGGUUGGUAUUGACCAGUUGUUUGGAUUUGGAAGAGAUGCCUUCUUGUUUAGAGUAUCUUUCAACACUUGAAAUGACUGAGGCUAAUGAUUGUUCUGAGACUGUAAAUACAUUGCCAAACAGCAUUGCUGAGGCAGAAGUUGGUGUUGUUCUCUAUGAUGUUGGAGUCUUAUUUGGCUCACCGGUCUACUUGUCAAAUCAUCAACGAGACCUUCCAUUUCUUGGGAAUGUGUCAAAAUCAGUGAAGAUUAUCCAGGCUAAAUAUGGAGAUGAAGAUCCAGAAGCACCCGGAUUCAACUUUCCGAUCAUUAAUCAGCUGUGUUACUUUGAUUUUGUUGUCGAAAAACUCACUCAGGUGUCUGCUACCCAAGUAGCACGAAACGUCAAGAGUCGUCUUAUUCAGUCUGUCCAACAACAACACCAUCCCUUAAGAUCCUUCUUGGGGGACAUUGUCCAGCCUCGCCAUGAACAUGAGGACCUCCAAACUCUUGUGGGAUGA
Messenger RNA from Oldenlandia corymbosa var. corymbosa, 1497 nucleotides. The record is from the annotation of a GenBank genome assembly. NCBI's taxonomy places the organism in Eukaryota, Viridiplantae, Streptophyta, Magnoliopsida, Gentianales, Rubiaceae.